AUGGAGGGCCAAAUAGAAGAGGAAUCCCAACAGCUUGUAGAUGUUUUCACACGUGAAAAAGGGCAGCCAUUUGAUCCUGCAUUGCCCAUCACGAAUUCAAUCUCCAACGUGAUAUGUGCCAUAUCUUUCGGAUACCGUUUCCCUCUUGAAGAUGAAACCUUCAAGGAACUGAUUGAUGCCAUGACAUUUACCUUAAAAUUUGCAGGAAGUCUUUUUUAUGUGCUAUAUGAAAUGUUUCCAUGGCUCAUGAAGCAUCUUCCAGGGCCUCACAAAGAGGCAUUUCGUGCUACAAAGAUGCUGCUUUCAUUAGCAAAGAAAGAAAUACAGAAACAUAAAGAGCAAAUGUCCUUUCAGGAGCCACGGGAUUUCAUUGAUUUCUACCUGCUUGAAAUAGAGAAAAGGAAGAAUGAUCCUACCUCUACAUAUGAUGAAGAGAACCUGGCUCAGAAUAUUCAUGACUUCUUUAUUGCUGGAACAGAAACGACUGCCACUUCUCUGAAAUGGGCAAUCCUCCUUUUGGCAAAUCAUCCAGAUAUUCAAGAUAAAGCUUAUAAGGAAAUAGAAGAUGUUUUGUGCUCCUCUUUCUUCAGCUAUCAAGAUCUAAAGAAGCUCCCUUAUACAAACGCUGUGCUUCAUGAGAUUCAGCGUUUUAAAUAUCCCUUCUUAUUUGGGGUCCCAAGACAAACUGCCAAAGAUGUGAAGAUGAGAGGUUUUCUCAUCCCUAAGGGAACAGCUAUUAUACCAAACAUGCGCUCUGUUCUUCUGGAUCCUAAGCACUGGGAGUCCCCUAAAGAGUUCAAUCCAAACCAUUUUUUGGACCAGGAUGGACAUUUUGUUGCUAAAGAACAGUUUCUGGCAUUCGGUGCAGGAUCUCGGGCGUGUUUGGGGGAGCAGCUGGCAAGGAUGGAGUUCUUCAUCUUCUUUGUCAAUCUGCUGAGGGCCUUCCGUUUCCAGCUGCCUCCAGGAGUCAAAGACCUUAAUGAAGAACCUGAAGCAGGACUGUCAACACCACCCCAUCCUUAUAAAGUGUGUGCUGUUCCUCGCUGUAGUUCAUCAUAA
Molecule: messenger RNA, 1059 nt
Organism: Anolis sagrei ordinatus
Lineage: Eukaryota; Metazoa; Chordata; Lepidosauria; Squamata; Anolidae
Source: RefSeq, a predicted model, not a curated record